Molecule: messenger RNA, 1948 nt
Organism: Neopelma chrysocephalum (saffron-crested tyrant-manakin)
Lineage: Eukaryota; Metazoa; Chordata; Aves; Passeriformes; Pipridae
Gene: CAMK2A
Product: calcium/calmodulin dependent protein kinase II alpha
Exons: 19
Coding region: 207-1676 (489 amino acids)
Biological process (GO): protein phosphorylation
Cellular component (GO): cytoplasm; neuron projection
Molecular function (GO): calmodulin binding; calcium/calmodulin-dependent protein kinase activity; ATP binding
Source: RefSeq, a predicted model, not a curated record
AUGGGGACGGGGAUGCUGACGAAGGCUUGUGAAGCUGAGAAGACAAAUUGCCCUCAUCAUUAUCUCUGGGCUUGUCAAUCAAACAUAUUCCCUUAUUUACCUCGGCGAGGAGAGAGCCCCGGGAGCACACGGAGAGGGAGGGAGCGAGAGGAGAACUGCUUGCCCCAAACUCUGCACUGGGGAGGGAGCAUUUCCAGCCCCUCGGGAUGGCCACCAUCACCUGCAAUCGCUUCACGGAGGAGUACCAGCUCUUUGAGGAACUGGGCAAGGGCGCUUUCUCCAUUGUCCGGAGAUGUGUGAAGGUGUUGGCAGGACAAGAGUAUGCAGCCAAGAUCAUCAACACCAAGAAGCUCUCUGCUCGAGAUCACCAGAAGCUGGAACGAGAAGCCCGGAUCUGCCGCCUCCUGAAGCACCCCAACAUUGUGAGGCUCCAUGACAGCAUCUCUGAGGAGGGCCACCACUACCUGAUAUUUGACCUGGUCACUGGUGGGGAGCUGUUUGAGGACAUUGUGGCCAGGGAGUACUACAGUGAAGCGGAUGCCAGCCACUGCAUCCAGCAGAUCCUGGAGGCUGUCCUGCACUGCCACCAGAUGGGGGUGGUUCACCGGGAUCUGAAGCCCGAGAACUUGCUGCUGGCAUCCAAGCUGAAGGGUGCCGCCGUCAAGCUGGCUGACUUCGGCCUUGCCAUCGAGGUGGAGGGGGACCAGCAAGCGUGGUUUGGUUUCGCCGGCACCCCGGGAUACCUCUCCCCUGAGGUGCUCCGGAAGGACCCCUAUGGCAAAGCCGUGGACCUGUGGGCUUGUGGUGUCAUCCUUUACAUCCUGCUGGUUGGGUACCCACCCUUUUGGGAUGAAGACCAGCACCGACUCUACCAGCAGAUCAAGGCUGGGGCUUAUGAUUUCCCCUCCCCUGAGUGGGAUACAGUGACUCCAGAAGCAAAAGAUCUCAUCAACAAGAUGUUGACCAUAAACCCGUCCAAGCGCAUCACGGCAGCGGAGGCUCUGAAGCACCCCUGGAUAUCGCACCGUGCCACCGUGGCGUCAUGCAUGCACAGACAGGAGACGGUGGACUGUCUGAAGAAGUUCAAUGCCCGGAGGAAGCUGAAGGGAGCCAUCCUCACCACCAUGCUGGCCACCAGGAACUUCUCCGGAGGCAAAAGUGGUGGCAACAAGAAGAAUGACGGCGUGAAGAAAAGAAAGUCCAGUUCCAGCGUUCAGUUAAUGGAGUCAUCGGAGAGCACCAACACCACCAUCGAGGACGAAGACACCAAAGUACGCAAGCAAGAAAUCAUUAAAGUCACAGAGCAGCUGAUUGAAGCAAUAAGCAAUGGAGACUUCGAGUCCUACACGAAGAUGUGUGAUCCUGGGAUGACUGCCUUUGAGCCCGAGGCUCUGGGCAACCUUGUGGAAGGCCUGGAUUUCCACCGAUUCUACUUUGAAAACUUGUGGUCCCGGAACAGCAAGCCCGUGCACACGACGAUCCUGAACCCCCACAUCCACCUGAUGGGAGACGAGUCCGCCUGCAUCGCCUACAUCCGCAUCACGCAGUACGUGGACGCCGGAGGGAUCCCCCGCACUGCCCAGUCCGAGGAGACCCGCAUCUGGCACCGCCGGGACGGCAAAUGGCAAAUUGUCCACUUCCACAGAUCCGGCGCGCCCUCUGUCCUACCGCAGUAAGCCCUCUGAAGCGUGGUCCUGCCUGUGUUGGGCUUGUCACUGACUGACUACCAAGGGGAGACCCCCUCCGACAUGUUCACCUACGGGACUUUUCCUGUUGGCUCUGCUGCUUGGUUCCCGCUGGAAUAACCCCUCGCUUCUCACCGCACACACUCAACGGCCCUGCCAGCGCAGCGCAAGCAUCCCAUGAAACCCCCCCACCCUGCCGGGGUCGUGGCGCUGGGCCCCCUUCCUCUGCAUGAACCAGGAAAAGAGAAACCAUGAACUUAAAC